UACAGUAAGAGCGAAAAAUGGAAACAGACACCUCUGAUAUAUCCAGAAAUAUCAAUAAUACAUCUGGACUUCAAACACAGUCAGGGCGAGGAAGAAGGACAGGGUCAAAAGCGCAAGGAAACAGAUGUUUGGUGUUGCUCACAGUGAGUCUCGGGCUUGUUUGUAUUCUGCUGUUGAUCACCAUCAUUCUGCAGCACUUCAUGAUCACAGCAGAGAGAGAUAAGAUUAAGAGUUACAAGAGCACAGCUGAAGAAUUCAAUCAAACUAUGUACUGCUUACAUAGCAGAUACACUGAAGUAGAAGAGAAGAAACUGGAGUUAGAAAGCAAAGAUACUCCUUUGAGUAAUGAACUAAAGAAGGAUGCUUCCAAACAAGGAAACCUGUGUGCUGCAGAUGGAUUUUUCACCUCCAUUGAAAUGAAGAAUUGGUCUGACAGCAGACAGUUUUGCAGGGAUCAUGGUUUUGAUCUGCUCAUUAUCAAGAGUAAAGUGAAGCAGACCACCGUGUCUAAAUUUAUCAAGGAGAAGAUGGGUUUGACUGUGUGGAUUGGAUUGUCCGACAUAGAGAAAGAGGGCAGCAUGAAAUGGGUGGAUAAUUCACCACUGAAUAAUGGGUUUUGGAUCAAGGGUGAGCCAAAUGACCUAGCUGGAAAUGAAGACUGUGUUAUAAUGAAUCCAAGCUCCAUCCUGGAAAACUGGAAUGAUAUCCCAUGCUCAGAAAAGGGCAGGUUUCUUUGUGAAUAAUACACUUCAUUGUGUGUGGUCAUGAAUUUACUUGUAUUUAAAAACAAAGAUAAAAAGAUUCCUGUCUUUUAAAACCCUAAAACAUGCUCAAAUUCACCCUGUUAUGUUUAUAUUAUAAGGUUUGAGAAACUGCUUUUGAGUCAAAUUGCUUUAUCAUUGAAUAAAAUGACCAAUAACUAUUAACUCUUUCCCCGCCAGCGUUUAUGAAGUUGCCAGACACUGCCAGUAUUUUUGAUGACUUUCACUAAAAUGUUAUGGCCCCCAGAAUAUUUUGUUGUAUGCAUAUCUAAACAUGCUACACACCAAAAUAUAGAUC
Messenger RNA from Carassius carassius (crucian carp), 1059 nucleotides. Its product is annotated as CD209 antigen-like protein A. Gene Ontology annotation, biological process: biological process involved in interspecies interaction between organisms. Gene Ontology annotation, cellular component: external side of plasma membrane. Lineage: Eukaryota; Metazoa; Chordata; Actinopteri; Cypriniformes; Cyprinidae. Bases 18 to 743 code for a protein of 241 amino acids. The transcript is spliced from 5 exons. Gene Ontology annotation, molecular function: fucose binding; D-mannose binding. The record is from RefSeq and is a predicted model, not a curated record.